Messenger RNA from Cercospora beticola, 537 nucleotides. RefSeq lists its product as uncharacterized. The record is from RefSeq and is a predicted model, not a curated record. Lineage: Eukaryota; Fungi; Ascomycota; Dothideomycetes; Mycosphaerellales; Mycosphaerellaceae.
AUGCCUUCGCUGAUCCGUUUCUGCAGUGUGGUAGCUGUUGCUGCCGCAGCUGUGCCUCCUGCGCAUACGACUUCCGAGGUCAUCAUCGACACCCUCCUGCCGGUCCCAUAUCCUACUGGAGAGCGCACCAUCGACACACUUCUGCCGGUCCCAUAUCCUACUGGGGAACGUACCAUCGACACACCUCUUCCAGUCCCAUACCCAACUACCAAAGUCAUCGUCGACACUUACCCAGCGCCAAAGUCGACUGGCGAAGUCCGCACUAUCGAUACGCUUCUACCAGUUCCACCACAGUCGACGAAUGAGAUUCGGACCAUCGACACCCUCCUUCCCGUGCCAACCUCCAAGCCCACUUCGCAGGCACCAUACCCAACCGGACCAGCCACGACUCCGGUCCAACAGCCAUCUGGUACCGUAUCCAUGCGCCCAUCAUCCACCCGUCCAGUCGUUUAUACCGGUGUUGCCGCUGGCAAUACUGGCAAGGGAGCAGGUGUAGCCGCUCUCAUGGCUGUAGCUGGUUUUGCUGCCAUGGUGUAG